AUGUGUGGAAUUUUGGCAAUAUUCAACAUCAAAGGGAUUUAUUAUGAGGUGCGAACUCUUGCAUACAAUUUAUCAAAGAGACAGAGACAUCGAGGUCCUGAUAAAUCUCGUAUCAUUAUUAUAGUAAAUUUCAAUUUUACAUUUUUAAGGAAGCUGGCCCAGAUACUUAUCAUAUACUAGCUCAUGAAAGAUUGAACAUUGUAGAUUUGAGUGAUAGAGGAAGACAACCAUUCUAAUUAGUGGAUGAUUAAAAUAUCUAUUAUAUGCAAAAUGGAGAGCUUUACAACUAUUGGUCGAUCAAACCAGAACUUGAAAAAAAAUAUUAAUUUAGCAGCAAUUCUGACUCAGAAAUAGUAGGAAUGCUCUAUAAAGAAGUAAUAUAAGUGUUUAUAAAUACAAGUAUGGUCCAAAUGAUUUUUGGAGUCACAUGGAUGGGAUGCAUGCUACCAUUCUUUUGGAUAUGAACAAUAAUACAUUUUAUGCAGGAAGAGAUCACAUUGGAAUGAUUCCUUUGUAUUAUGGUUACAACAAAGAUGGGGCUCUAUUUUUAUCAUCCGAAUUAAAAGCAAUUCAUGAUUAAGUAGUUGACGUAAGAUAAUUUCCCCCAGGUUAGAAUUCAUAAUUAAAAAAUAAUAGGUCAUUUUAUAGAUCAAACCCAUGAAAUAAGGAAAUGGUACAAUCCAACUUGGCAGAAUUUUGAUCGGAUACCAACUGGAGAGAUCAAUUUUUAGGAAAUCAGAGAGAAAUUUAUAGACGUUGUAAGAAGAGAAAUAAAAGGAGAUGCACAAUUCGGUUUGUUUAUUUCAGGAGGGUAAUCACAUCUUCCCUUAUAAUUUUAGUCUCAAUUCGUCUAUUGUUGCUGGUAUUGUAGCAAGAAUGAUUAAAAAUGGAGAGAUCGAUUUGAGCAAGAGAGGAAUGAGUAAAGUUCAUUCAUUCUGUAUUGGUUUGGAAGGAUCCCCAGAUUUACAUUAUGCUUAAAAAAUUGCUGAUUAUCAUGGAUUUGAACAUCAGUCAAUUAUUUAUACAGCAGAAGAAGCAUUGGAUUAUAUUCCAGAAGUAAUCUAUCAUACGGAGACCUUUAAUAAAAAUACAAUUAGAACAGCAACACCUAUGUAUAUGAUGUGUAGAAGAGUUAAGGCUUUGGGGAUUAAAAUAUGUUUAACUGGGGAAGGAAGUGAUGAAUUAUUUGGAGGUUAUUUAUAUUUCCAUAAAGCUCCAAAUAGAAUUGAAUUUCAUUAAGAAUUAAUAAGGAAAUUAAAUGAUCUAUAUAAAUACGAUUUACUAGGAACUAAUAAAGCUUGUUUAGCUUGGGGUAUUGAAACUCGACCCCCAUUUUUGAAUAGGUCAUGGAUUGAAUAUGUUAUGUCUAUUGAUCCUAAAUAUAAAAUGAUCAAUGCCUUCCAACCACAAAUUGAAAAAUACAUAUUAAGAAAAGCAUUUGAAGAUCUAGACAAUCCAUAUGUUCCAUAAGAAGUAUUAUGGAGAUAAAAGGAACAAUUCAGUGAUGGAGUAGGCUAUGGUUGGAGAGAUGGAAUCAUAAAAAGGGCUAAUCAAUUAAUCUCAGAUUAAUAAUUCUCAUAAGCCUCUGUUACUUAUCCCAUAUCAACUCCCAGAGAUAAGGAAUAAUAUUGGUAUAGAAAAGUCUAUUCCUAAUCAUUUCCAUGUGAUAGUGCUGCCUUAACUGUGCCAUAUAGUAAGUCAAUUGCUUGUUCUACUGAAAAAGUAUUUAUCUACAAUAUAUCUUUAGGCCUUAGAAUGGGAUGAGGCUUUCAAGAACUAUAAUGAUGAAUCAGGAAGAGCUGUUAUAGCAGUCCAUAAAAAUCCAUUAAAAGAGAACCAACAAGAAGAGGAGAAAACUACCGUCAAAAGCAUAAAAAUGUAAGACCACCUUUAAUAGUGA
Molecule: messenger RNA, 1900 nt
Organism: Paramecium octaurelia
Lineage: Eukaryota; Ciliophora; Oligohymenophorea; Peniculida; Parameciidae
Source: the annotation of a GenBank genome assembly